AUGGCGCAUGAGUAUUUCAAUAUAUCACGUGAACAGAUAGACAAGGAGGACAUAUUUAAAAAGACCCAAAAUACAAAACAUUUUGUGGCGAUUUAUAACAAUCUACAGACUUUGAAAUUUGAUGUGAACAUGGAAUGUGACAAGUCUGGAGAUUUUCUAGUUCAUAUAGCAGCUAGGGGAGGGUUGAGUUACCUACCGCUGAUGAUGACUUUAGUGAAAAGCCACGGGGCGGAUAUAGAACUGACCAAUGGCCAGGGAAUGACGCCACUCAUGCUGGCCGCUGCUGACGGGAACAGUGAUCUCUGUGACGUACUGAUUUGUCUGUUCCAAGCUGAUACAAACAAGCCUAAUCCUAAGACAGGGAGAACGGCGCUUCAUUAUGCUGCAGAACGAAAACACAGAAAAACUGUAGAGUGUUUAAUCCUCCGGGGUGCAGACGUUAAUUUAGAGGAUCAUGGCGGACUUCGAGCAGACGACAUUCUGACACCUCUGGGCGAUGACUGCCAGGAAGUUAUUGUCUUUAACAGGACAAAGAGAAUGGACAUGCUGACUGAAUUAGUUUUCAGGCAAGAGAUCUUGUCCAGUCAAAUUUCCCCAUCGGAUUUGUGUGUUGUUGAUGGCAAUGGCAAGACUCUUAUCAUGACAGUUGCUGUCUAUAAUAAAUUCCAGACUCUACAGUACCUACUUGAAGUGAGUACACUGACCAUCGACGCCCAGCACCGACUCUCAGGGAUGACCGCUGUAGCCAUGGCUGCCAGAUUGGGCAAUCUGGAGGCUGUGCAAGUUUUGUUGAGACACAAAGCCUGCCCAGUCAUAGUCGACAUGGACGGUUACCUCCCUCUCCAUCACGCUGUAAUGAACAACCACACACAUGUUGUUGAUGCCUUCUUUAGCCAUUUUCCUAGUACUUAUACGGGUCUGUAUAAAGCAAUGCAGCUAUCUGUGUCAGCAACGAUACAUGACAGACUGAAAUCAGCUUGGAAGAGACGACAAGAGAAGAUAGUAAUGCCAAAGUUGUUGGAGUGUGCAGUCAAUGGCCAAGCUGAGGAACUGUACAGACUGCUAGAGGAAGGAGACUCUAUCACACAGGAACGCGGCACUAGCUGGCCUAUCUGCCUAGCCGUGGAGAACGGCCAUUUAGAAGUACUGCGGCUUCUACAAGAGCACAGAAAAGAUGUCGUGUCUACACAUCAUCCAAUCACUAGUGACUCUCUUUUACAUGUUGCUACAAAAAUGGGACAUCUCGACAUUGUGUCCUACUUACUGCAGUUUUGUAGAAGUUCUCAGAGGAACUUACGACCAGUCGAUCAAACAAGCACACAGACUGGCCACAAGGCGAAACCAUAUCAUUGCAAAAUAAACUUAGAAAGUGUGUUGGAUAUCAAUACUAUGGACAAACACGACCAGACAGCCUUACAUAUUGCAGUAGAAAGAGGUUUCAGUCAUAUAGUCAAGUUACUGCUGUCACAUGGCGCAUCCACAUCAGUUGUCGACAGAGAGGGCAAACUUCUGACCUGCCCCCAGUACGAGGGGAUCCAAGUAGCCUUAGAGACACACCGAAGGCAACAUACCCUUCAAAUCAUGACUUGCAUCGAGGACGGUUCCAGAAAGGCACAGUGUGUUUUACGGAAACUUUGGCUGCCUAGGUUCGACCAUCACUUGAGAAACAGCACAGGCAGCACGCCCCUUAUGGUGGCGUCUAGAACGGGAAAUAUCGCAGUCAUUAAGUUUUUACUGGAGUCAGCGGUUUACCCAGAAACGGCCCAGUUUGACUGUGAGAGAGACAAAUGUGACAGUGAAUCAGAUACUGACUCUGGGGUCCUGGAUCUAACCAGUGGAUCCCCUCCACAAGACUGCAGUAAUGUUCUAUAUGAGAUUGAAAGAAGUCUCAAUAGCGUGGUCGCUAGCACAGAUCUGCAUGAGAGCAAGCAAGAUAACUUUAGUCUGUCCCCUCAAAAACAUGGCAAUUACCUCCCAGACGUGUCGUGGUUUCUUCAGAGAAAAUUAGCUUCAUCAGACAACUGCACCAGAAGACCUCAAUGUCGAACAAUCUAUCACCGUGGACUGGUCAGUCACGUACGUGCAGUCAAUCUCAAGGACGGCAGCAAUGUCCUACACUAUGCCCUUCACAACUCCGAUGUCCCUCAGAUAAUUGGCCUCUUCUUACAGCACGACCCAACGCUGGUCAACAUGCAGGACGACAGAGGGGAGACGGCUCUCCAUCUGGCCUGUAAAUGGGAAGAAAGAAAUGCAAGGCCUGAUGCGAAUCUCAAUAUCUGUACUUUUGAUGGCUCUACGGUCGAAGAUUUGACAACAUCUAAAGCUAUAAAGAAAAUGCUGGAGAAAUCAAAAUCGAUUUAUGCCAGACAAUUACA
Molecule: messenger RNA, 2375 nt
Organism: Candidula unifasciata
Lineage: Eukaryota; Metazoa; Mollusca; Gastropoda; Stylommatophora; Geomitridae
Source: the annotation of a GenBank genome assembly